Messenger RNA from Meriones unguiculatus (Mongolian gerbil), 4719 nucleotides. RefSeq names its product dipeptidyl peptidase like 6 (gene Dpp6). The record is from RefSeq and is a predicted model, not a curated record. Lineage: Eukaryota; Metazoa; Chordata; Mammalia; Rodentia; Muridae. Gene Ontology annotation, molecular function: dipeptidyl-peptidase activity; serine-type peptidase activity. Bases 581 to 2995 code for a protein of 804 amino acids. The transcript is spliced from 26 exons. Gene Ontology annotation, biological process: proteolysis.
GCUGGGCCCCUCGGAGUUGCUUUUUCUUAAUUAAGCCCGCGCUGAGGGGCGUGCCCGCUGCACUUGCAGCCCGGGCUGUGGUGGGUCUGGAGGGCAUUGCAGAGACAGCACCGGAGCCCAGCUCCGGCCCCUGGGGUCCGGGCCGCGUGGCUUCGGCGGGUGGCGCGUGAGUGCGCGCGGCUGUCGUGGCUUCCCCGCCCCUGGCGCAGGGCAGGGCUGCGUGGACAUCCCGCACUCUCCACCCAGCUUCUCGCUCCUCCUCGAGUCCUCUUGGAGCUGCUCCCACUUCUGGUUUGGAGAGACCUGGACUGUUUCCCAGGGAGGCAGCCCUGGGCAGAGCGCCCUCAGAGCUCCUGGCGCCGGCCCGGGCUCCCUCUGGAGUGCGGGCAGCUGCUCCUAGGGCUUGGGGCUGCGGAUCUCAAGGGUUCGGGCAAGGGGGUCUCACAGAAGCCUGGAAUACCGGCUGGAGAAGGAGGCUGCCCGACACAAUCUCCCUUGAGGCGCGCGUCUCUGUUGCCAGCCUCCGAGCGCCCACGAAGUUUGCAAGGUAGAGUAUCCGGACCCCCAACUUCUCGAGGACAUGAAUCAAACAGCCGGAGCCUCCAACAACGUCAGGUGUCCUCCAGGGAAAGGCCAUAAGGAGCUGGUGGGAAGUAACCCUCCACAGAGAAACUGGAAAGGAAUUGCAAUCGCACUGCUCGUCAUCCUUGUCAUCUGCUCCCUGAUCGUCACCUCAGUCAUACUGCUAACACCAGCGGAAGAUACUAGUCUGUCUCAGAAGAAGAAAGUGACUGUGGAAGAUCUUUUCAGUGAAGACUUCAAAAUCCAUGACCCGGAGGCCAAGUGGAUAAGCGAUAAAGAAUUCAUCUAUAGAGAACGGAAAGGGAACGUCAUACUGCGGAACGUUGAAACAAAUAAUUCCACGGUGUUAAUAGAAGGCAAAAAAAUUGAAUCUUUAAGAGCCGUCAGAUAUGAAAUCUCCCCGGAUAAGGAGUACGCAUUGUUUUCCUAUAAUGUGGAACCGGUAUAUCAGCACUCCCACACCGGAUACUAUGUUCUGAGCAAAAUUCCUCAUGGGGACCCUCAGAGUCUGGACCCACCAGAAGUCAGCAAUGCAAAGCUUCAGUACGCCGGGUGGGGCCCGAAAGGCCAGCAGCUGAUAUUUAUCUUUGAGAACAACAUCUACUACUGUGCACAUGUUGGGAAGCAGGCAAUCCGAGUGGUCUCCACAGGGAAGGAGGGUGUGAUCUACAAUGGCCUCAGCGACUGGCUGUAUGAAGAGGAGAUUCUGAAGAGCCACAUCGCACAUUGGUGGUCACCAGAUGGCACAAGGCUCGCCUAUGCCACCAUCAACGACUCCCGGGUUCCCCUUAUGGAGCUGCCAACCUACACAGGCUCUGUGUACCCCACGGUGAAGCCCUACCACUAUCCGAAGGCUGGCAGUGAAAACCCCAGCAUCUCCCUCCAUGUCAUUGGCUUGAAUGGACCCACCCACGACCUGGAGAUGAUGCCGCCUGAUGACCCUCGCAUGAGGGAGUAUUACAUCACCAUGGUGAAGUGGGCCACCAGCACCAAGGUCGCUGUGACCUGGCUGAACCGGGCCCAGAAUGUGUCCAUCCUGACCCUCUGUGAUGCCACCACGGGUGUCUGCACUAAGAAACACGAGGAUGAAAGUGAAGCUUGGCUGUACAGACAGAAUGAAGAGCCCGUGUUCUCCAAGGACGGCCGGAAGUUUUUCUUUGUCAGAGCGAUCCCGCAGGGGGGGCGGGGGAAAUUCUACCAUAUCACCGUGUCAUCAUCCCAGCCCAACAGCAGCAAUGACAACAUCCAGUCCAUCACCUCUGGGGACUGGGAUGUGACCAAGAUCCUAUCCUACGAUGAAAAGCGGAAUAAGAUCUAUUUCCUGAGCACGGAAGACCUGCCACGGAGACGACAGCUCUACAGUGCCAACACAGUGGAUGACUUCAACAGGCAGUGCCUGUCCUGCGACCUGGUGGAGAACUGCACCUACUUCAGCGCUUCCUUCAGCCACAGCAUGGACUUCUUCCUGCUGAAGUGUGAAGGCCCUGGUGUACCUACUGUUACUGUGCAUAACACCACGGAUAAGAGAAAAAUUUUUGAUGUGGAAGUAAAUGAGCAUGUGCAGAAGGCCAUCAGCGAGCGGCAGAUGCCUAGGAUUGAGUACCGGAAGAUUGAAAUAGAAGAUUACAACUUGCCAAUGCAGAUCCUGAAGCCAGCCAUCUUCACCGACACGGCCCACUACCCAUUACUGCUGGUGGUGGACGGUACCCCAGGGAGUCAGAGCGUGUCGGAGAGGUUUGAGGUGACCUGGGAAACAGUGUUGGUGAGCAGCCAUGGAGCAGUGGUGGUCAAGUGUGACGGCCGGGGCAGCGGCUUCCAGGGAACCAAGCUCCUGCAUGAAGUGCGGAGGCGGCUAGGCUUCCUGGAGGAGAAGGACCAGAUGGAGGCUGUGAGGACCAUGCUGAAGGAGCAGUACAUUGACAAGACUCGGGUGGCUGUGUUUGGGAAGGAUUAUGGUGGUUACCUGAGCACUUACAUCCUCCCAGCCAAGGGAGACAAUCAAGGCCAGACUUUCACCUGCGGCUCAGCGCUCUCUCCAAUAACAGAUUUCAAACUCUAUGCCUCUGCAUUUUCCGAGCGGUACCUUGGCCUCCAUGGGCUCGACAACAGACCAUAUGAGAUGGCCAAGCUGUCAAACCGGGUGUCGGUGCUGGAGGACCAGCAGUUCCUGAUCAUCCAUGCCACGGCUGAUGAAAAAAUCCAUUUCCAGCACACAGCUGAGCUCAUCACACACCUGAUCAAGGGAAAGGCCAAUUACAGCUUACAGAUCUACCCAGAUGAAAGUCACUACUUCCACAGCGUGGCGCUCAAGCAGCACCUGUACAGGUCCAUCAUCGGCUUCUUCGUGGAGUGUUUCAGGAUCCAGGACAAGCUACCAACAGCCACAGCAAAAGAGGACGAGGAAGAGGACUAACCGCACUCGAGACCUAAGCACAGACAUGGCUUUUUCUACAACAAUAUGCAACUGAGGAAUCCCCACCAGCACCGGUGUCGGCGUUCCAAAGCAUGUGUCUCAAUACUGAAGGCCACUCAGUGGGGGCAGCAAGCCCCAGGUGGAAGUGAGUCACCACGCAGUCCGGAACAACCCCACCUCAGCACCAUCGCCUACUCCCGGCCCCCAACGACUGGCACAUCCCGAGCCCCUCCCCCAAGGGGACAAAGCGAAGGAUGGAUGACAGUGAGGACGCACUUUGAGUCCAUGAAAGCCAGCCCUUAAGUUCAAGCUUCCUCUCUGUAACAUUGAGGUCCGUCAUCUGCAUUCGCGCACUGCAUUUGUGUUCUCAGCCGUGAGUCUCGUCGGGCCUCGUGUCUGACAGAGCUGUGCCGUGGGAAGAGGACAGCAUGGUUGUCUCGGCGGUGUUCAUACAUGCCUGCCUGACCCCUCUCUGUGGUUAGAAAAGCCCCCACUGUUCCUACCUGCACCCAGAAAACAGGUCUUUUAUGUACAAAGUAAGACUCUAGCUCUGCCCAUGGUUAACCUUGUAGAAUUCCUUUGUAUUUUUCUAUGAUUUUAACUGGACACCCCACUGUCUCUGCCCCUGUACUGUCUCACUCUGAGCUUUCUUUCUUUCUGUCUCCUGUUGUUGCUUUGCUUUCCAUGUUGCACUUGUUUGCUUGUUUGGAUAAAGAGAUCAUUCUGGAACGGCUGCUGUCUCUGUUAAACUUGGUGGAGGUACUGCAGACACCAAGGUCACAGAGCACCCAGCAGUCUUCACUGAAGCCCAUCGGUAAAACCUUCUGCCCCUUCCCCCACCCCAGUGGCGCUAGGACUUGCCUGUGGCUCCAUCGCCCGUCACAUGUGUCCUUAAACUACUGCUCUCCCUCCUCAGUCAGUUGUCCAGUCUUUCCAGGUGACGUUUGGCUCCAUUCCUAGGUCUGCUGAGUAAGCCCACAUCGUGACACCCCAAAGGCCAUGUGGGAGCACGCCCUGUCAUGGCUGCCAUUCUCCCUUCCUGCUCUGACAGCGAGGCUGAUGAGCUUCAUCCCACCUCGUCAGCCUUGUGAGAUACACACUGUCACCUAUAGAUAUAUAUAUAUAUUUCAUUUCAUUGUAUAUAAAGCAAGAAAAGUGUGUCUGGCGUUUGUGCGGUCCCCUCCCCCUUCGAGGCGCUAACUUUGUGUUGAGUUUGCAUGCAGACACCUCUCUGGCUGAUCUGGCCUCUCCAGAUCAGUGCUGCUUUGAAAUAUAUCAAUCGCCAUCAUUUCCUUUCAGGUUUGUUGACAACCUGUAUGUCAGUAAUGAUUGCCCCAGUUUCCACUCCUGAUGGGGUGUCCUGAAACCAUGUCCUCAAAGAUGUGUCCAUGUCGGUUUUUUCUUUUUUCUUUUUUUUUUUUUUUUUUUUUUUUAUGUUUGGGGGCUUUGGUUCCAUCCACAUGAGCUUCAAGCAUUGGUCCUUGUUAGUUCUAUUGGAAGAGUUGCAUCCUGGAGCUCUCUAUAGGUGAUGCAUUGCCAUCGGUGAGAAGGGACCUCAUGCUGACAGGCAAACCAGGCUUUCACUACUUCAGGAGGCUUGGCUGAUGGCAAAGCCCAGGAGAUCUAAAGAGGGGAGCCAGCUCUGGCUGCAGGAAUGGGUGGAGGGCCGCGGGGGUGUGGCAUGGUAGCGUUUGUCAUCCAUGGAAUAAAACAUUAUUUUACCA